AUGUCACUCCCAGCAUCCCUCCCCGGUCUGACCACCCGUGAAGCAAUAACCGACUGCGUCUACCGCUGCGUCAAUGCCUUCGACACAAAUGACCUCUCCCUCCUGAACACAAGCAUAACAGAAGACGGCGUCCUUGACCUAAACGGCAAGAUUAUGCGCGGCCGAUCCGCAAUCCAGGCCGAGUGUUUCGAUGUCGUCGCUAAGCUUGACACGACGCAUUUCGUCACCAAUGUCCGUGUGAAUAUCAUUGAUCACGAGGCGCCGGAACCGUCGAAGGCGGCUAUCAGUGCUACCACACUGGCACAGCAUUAUCGGAGUGGCCAGGGCACGAAGCCGGAUGCAACACGGUACCUGACGGGGGCGCAUUAUUAUAUCGAUGCUGUGCGUGACGAGAAGGAUGGGCUGUGGAAGGCGAAGUAUUGGAAGCUGAAGGUUGUCUGGACGGAGGGGGAUAUGGGUGUUAUAACCGGGAAUUAA
Monascus purpureus is the source of this 477-nucleotide messenger RNA. NCBI's taxonomy places the organism in Eukaryota, Fungi, Ascomycota, Eurotiomycetes, Eurotiales, Aspergillaceae. The record is from the annotation of a GenBank genome assembly.